GGUAAUUUGCCUCUCAUUUUAUUGCUCCAUUCAGAAAAUGAAACACUAACAUUUGUUAUAGAUACUUCACAUCAUACUGUGAAUAUCAAGGAAGCAAAUGAUUGCAUCAGUUGCUAAGUGAGUGCACCACAAGUUUUAGAAACUUCAAAACUAUCUUAUGAACCCUGUCACCCAUAAUAGAAGUGAUAAAAAUGUAAUACAUGGGCACGGAAAUAAUAAUACCAAAGAGAACUUAACAUUUAUUGAGCCCCUAGGACCUCCUAAACACUGUGUUGAGGGGCUUAUCUCAUUUAAUCCUCAGAGUAACCCUAUAAGCAGUAUAAUUAUCCUUGUGUUACAGAUAAAGAAAUUGAGGUUCAGCGAUGUUAAAUGAUUUCCUCAUACCACUAGUAGUGGCAGAGUCAAGAUUCUAGUUGGAGCAGUUAGAUGCCAGAGUUCUUCCUCAUAAAAAGCCAACAGAAUAUUUGGUGAGGAUAUUUCAGAGACCCCCCAACUGAUGAGCUGGACCAAAACCACAAAAAAAGAAAAGAUGUGGAGUGGGCUGCUACCUCCUGGCCUAAAUGAAAGUGAUGUUGAGUCCAACUCUGAAGACGAAGCUACAUUGGAGAACUCUGGACUUAACUUACAGGAAGAUAAAGAGGAUGGGAGCAUCAGUAAAACAGAAAUCACAGGUUUCUCAACAGAUGAACCAAAAACUGAAAUGGAGUCAAAUGUAAAUGCCUAUGAAGAGUGUCCUUCUGGAAUUCCCAUAGAUAUGUGGAAUAAAUUUCAAGAAUUGCAUAAAAAACAUUCUGAACAGAAAAACACAACCUCAAGAUUCAGAGGGAAAAAAAGAAAACGCUCCAGAAAAGAUAAAUUGAAGAAUGAGAAAGAAUCUCAUAGUGAACAGUCCUCAAAUGAAACCCAGUGGAAGGAGCUUACACAGUAUUUUGGAGUCAAUGAUAGAUUUGACCCUCCUGUUAAAAGGAAAAAAGUUGAGAAGUCAGGCCUUGAAAAGAGGAUAGACCAGGCUGUGGAUGAGUGGAAUAUUGAGAAGGCUGAGGAACUUAGCAACCACCUAGCUACUCGAGAGCUUGGUGUCAAAAUUGCCAAAGCAGUUGCCUGCCACAACUUUGUAAAAGCCAAAAAGGAGGUUGAAAAUUCACAGGCUGCCCGAAAAAAGAAGAAACUCGCAUGGGGAUUUGAAGCAAAGAAGAGAUGGGAAACCAAAAGCAACAUGGGAUAUAUGUAACUUGCCAGAGUGCUUCAAGACAUUUGUACUCAAAUGCUCAAUUUACUGAGAACAUUUUCCUGCUUAUGUUAAAUAUGUCAGAAAAUUGAUAGAACUAGAACACAAAUAAGCAUAAAAUUUGGGAUUUUGAUUAUCAGCUCUUUUCAAUCUUUCUCUAAGGACUUUGUCAUAUUGCAGUGAAUAAAAUGAAGCAUUCUGUUAUUUAUAUAAGAAAUGUAAGAAAAAAUAUAGAAAGGAAAGGAUAGGAUUUUGUUUAUUUAUUUGUAUGGACCCACAGUAUAAAAUCAGUUUUGCUGCUUUUCAUUCAUUUGGUUUAGUAUAGCCAGUGAGCUUCUCAUACUUUCUUCUUAUUUUGAGACAGUCUCACUCGCUCUGUCAUCUAGGCUAGAGUACGGUAGCUUGAUCUUGGCUCACUGCAACUACUGCCUACGGGUUCAAGUGAGUCUCAUGUCUCAGCCUCCUGAGUAGCUGGGAUUACGAGUGAACGCCACUACGCCCAACUGAUUUCUUUUUGUAUUUUUAGUAGAGAUGGGGUUUUGCCAUGUUGGUUAGGCUGGUCUUCGUCUCCUGGCUGACCUCAUAUGAUCCACCUGCCUCGGCCUCCCAAAGUGUUGGGAUUACAGGCAUGAGCGACCAUGCCGGCCUUGUAUUUUCUUAUCUGUACGCAGUGUAACUACAUGUUUACUGGAACUGUGUUUUUAAGAUUGACAAUUGUUUAUAAUGGAUUAGUCUAAAUGCCAAAAAGUCUCAGUUGAUACUAUCUUUACAAAUGACUUGACCUUAAUGUUAUAAAAGUAGUUACUGAUUUUUUAUUGGAGGCAGACUUGAUAUUUCAGAAUUGUAUAGUAAAAGCAAUUUAUUAAUUUUGGUGUACUUUCAGAUAAACUUACAAUAAAGAAAGGGCCAAAUGUAGUAUUUGGAAGAUGACUUAAAUUCAACAAUGCCUAAAAAUUUCUUCCUAAGUAUCUUUCUUAGCCAUGUCAUUCUUUAAAUUAUGAAAUGGUUCUUAAUGGUGUAAGUGUAUUAGACAAUUAUAACUCCAGAUAAUAUAACUCUGAACGUUCUAAGAACUGGUUUGUUUUGGUUUUCCUCCCAUUCCCCAUUCCUCCUUAAAAGAUUGAAUGAAUUAAUGAGCAGAAAGAAAGGAUUGGUAACAUGGGAAGUUGUUUUCAUUAGAUGUGCAUUUCCUGAUUCUAACAGGAAAGGGGCUCAGGGAAAUCAUAAAACAAGUGGGCGAACAAGACCAGAAUUGGGUGUGUUGGCACCUCCCUGCUCAGUGCCCGGCAGAGGUAAAGAACCACUCAACUUGGUUUUUUUCUCUUUGGUCUUUGUCAGAGGUUUCCUGGCUGUCUGCUAUAAACUUUCUCUCGGUUGAUAAUAUAAAUUCAGAAACAUAUAAAAUGAAUCAUGAUUAUAAUUAUAUAAUUGUUAUUUUUAGACUUAAAAUAGUAACACAUUUUUUUUUUUUAAUUUAUGGUGGCACAUUUGAAGUUUUUUUUCCUAUGUUCUGGAAUAAAAGAAUGCCUAGCUCAUAUUUAAGCGUCAAGAAAUCAUAUCUUACUUUCAUUUAGUUGAGAAAAGCCAGCAUAGAGAAAGCAACAUUUUAGAAGACUAUGUGUCAUAUUAAUUCGGUAUCCAGACCAAAUGUUGGAAAAUCUUGUUUUAUGAUUUAAUAUCCCUUGUUCCAUUUUACAGAUACGAUCAGAUAAAACUCACCUACAAUAUUCAUUUCAAACUGCUAAUAGGUAAAUAUAGACUUUUAGUGUAGAAACCUUUCCUCUAAAAAUCUAUUAAGGGGGAAAUAUUCACUAUACAAUCCAGUGGUUUUGUCUGAAAUCCUAAAAAUAUUAUUUUUGAGCAGGUGAGUAGUAUAGAUAUUCUCACACAUGGGGCCCCAAUACGGGCAUUUCCCUUUGACUUGUGUCUCUUUUUCCUCUCUCUGUUUCUAUGCCAUAGAGCAUUUAGUGACCCCUGCAGGCAUAUUGCACUUCCCAUACUGAGGCCUUGCCAGAGUGGCCUCCUGUAGGCUGACUCUCCAGCCAUGGAAGCCCUUCUUCAGCUUCCUGCAGUGCCCACAGUUGGCCCCUCAGCGCCCCCUCGGGGUUCUCAUGUAGAUGGGAACAUUUUAACUCAGUGGAAGGCAGGUAUUGCUGCAAAAUUAAGUGUAGUGGGGGCUUAUUUAAUAAGGGAAGCCACGUCUCCCAAGUUGUCACUCUUUUCGGGGCAUGGGUUGUGGAAAGCUCUAAAACAUGAUGUAUAGCUGGAGAAGGGGUUGGAGGGAAGGAUGUGUGAGGACAGGUUGUUGUCGGUUGGACCUGCCGACAUGUCAUUUGAGAGCAGUUUUAUUUGAUCCUUUCUAGUAGGAAUUAGGCAUUUUACUCAUAGGAACAUUAUUCCUAGAGUACACGUGCUGCUCAAAGGAUGUAGUUACUUGUCCACUCCAUUCUAGUCACAGAAAAAUAAGAAUUCUUUUUGGAUCCCCAGUAAUAACUUUGGUUCCUAAAGCUUCAGCAUGUGCAUUUUCUACCACCAGAAUACCUGAGUUAGAUCAGUAAUGUAAAUGUCAGUUAUUGUUAACUGAAAUUAACAUGUUUCAGGCCAUUGGUAUGGCAUUAAUGUAACUAUGAUUUACUGUUUAAGUACUUUAGGCUAAAACAACUUACUAAAGAAUGGCAAUUUUGAGCUUACAGUACCAGUUCUGAGAAGUGAAGUUGGCAGUGCAUUCUUGUUUGGGUGCCCUGAGGAUGUUUCUGAUUUUCAGCAGAGCGUUCUCUGUCUUUCACCAAAAGGAGAGUUUGAAUAUGUAAUCUUAGGUUUGCUAUAAUUAGUUCUGAUGACAGAAUUGAAUACCUCAGCCAAGACUGUAAAUCAGUACGUAAACAGGUUUCUGCAACUGAUCAUAAAUCUCAAACUCCAUAUUUUAAACACACUUAUUUUUUUAGGCUGACAGAUAAGGGAGCAGCAGGCUAACAAUAGGAAUAAAAUGUUAUCUGAAUAAGUCACAAUGUAGAACUCACAUUAAAGUUUUCUGAUUUUCUUUAUACCUUUUGUCUAAAGUAUUAUCUUUUAACUAUUAGCUUAUUAAUAACUUAAAUAAGGCAAGUUUGAAUUCUCAGAAAAUGAAGAUACAAUUUAUAAAAUGUCCACAUUUUUGGUAAGACAUUACUUUUUAAGCAAUGUAUGUCUUGGUAAAUAUAAAACAUAUUGUAUGAGGUUGUUGUUUAUACAAAGUGAGAGUUGUACAUUGUUUUUUAAGAGAUGACAAAGUGAGGAGGCAAGGCGAUGUUAUGUCAGAUCUCAUUUUGAAGUUAGUGAAACCUAGUCUAAUCCAGAACCAACUGAAUCCAAGUUUUCCAUUUUGGCAGAAGUUGUUUUUAUUUUUAGUAUCUGGCAGAGCAACAAAUGCUUUGCAUGUCAAUUUAAUAUUUUUCCUGCCAACUGUUUAUUCAUUGGCUUAAAAUUUACACUCUACUAAAGUCUUAGCUCUGACUUUCAUGAAACAAAUAGUAAUAUUUGGACAAAAUAUGUACAUGAAAAUCUUUUUCCAGAACCAAAUGUAGAUUGGUAUUUGUGACAUCAAUGGCUUCUAGCAUGGUGACAGAUCUGAAAAUACACUGAAAAGUGAAAGGCCAAACCCACUGCAGUACAUCUCAAGUGAUUUUUAUUAUGAGGUAAUCAGAGAUCUGGGUUUUCAGAUUUAAGUUAGUGGGUGACUUUAUGCUAGAAAGUAGAAUAUGUGUUAGAAUAAGUUUACCAAUAUAUAUUUGUUCUUGGCCUUUCUAGGAGGAUACUGAGACAAUAAGAUCCAUUUUUCAUUUUUGAGGUUGGGGCACUGUAGAUUUUGAUAACAUGUGCGGAACUGCAUUCUUUAUUAUUUUAUCCUCCCUCCACACUGCUUGCCUUAAAAGAAAAAAAAACCUACACACAUUUCCUAGUGUUACUGCUGUAAUCAGCAUAGACUUCCUGGGAAGUGAUUCUUGCCUUCAGUAAAGGGCACGGCAGCAUGUGGCCGAUGGAGAUUGCCAUGAGGAAACUUGGAAAGGCAUCGAACCAUUUUGUGCUAGUGUUAAAGUGAAGUGUGUUGUCUCUUCAGUAUCUCCACCUCCUCCAUUGUGAGUAUUCUGGAGGUGUCUGUUCACUUUCCCAGAAUUUCUUCAAAUACAGCGAUGCUUCAGAGUAGCUUCUUGCCACAUUAGCUUUCUUAAUCUGAAUCCCUGGAACACAGCUAUAGGCUUCUGGGGGAUAGGUUAUUAAAUGCCAUGCAGUGUAUUAUGUUUUUAGAUGUGCAUGUAAAAUUAAGAAUUAGCUAAGGAAUAAUUAUCUUUUUAUUAUUAUUAUUAUUAGUAGUAACAUUUUUAGAUUCAAGUAAAGUUUGUUUUCCAAGCAAGAUGACAUUUUUAAGAAAUUGAAUUUAAGUAUGUGCUUUUAUAUCUAGACCAGGUUUCUCAAGGAAACAGAAUACAAGGGAGUGAAAGGGGAAGGGAGGGUAGUGCCCAAGAGCUGCCUCGGCUCCUAAGUGCUCCCCUGCCAGGUUUCCCCCAUGCCUACCCACUGGCACCGUCCUGGCAGCUCCAGCCCACACCUCCUCCUGGGCCCUGGGCUGCCUCUUGCUGAACAGCUGCAGGGGGCCUGCUAUGUGACGGGAAUGGAAUGAGGUCAUCUUUUUCCACCUCUAAUUUCUGAAGGGUGUGUCUGUCCAGUUUUUACUUGUUCAUUGAACUUAAAGCCUUAGAAACCAACAGCUACAGUACAAGCUGUAAUUAUUGAUAUCUGUUUCAUAUUCAUCUGUAAGUUCUGGCAUUUGAUCAAGAAGUUAAUAUAUCACUUCAUCUUCAGGCUGAAUGUGUCUCAGCUAUAAAGGUUUUAUUGUUCGAUGGAUAGCAUACAAUUAUGACUGCCGACAAUAAAAAGUGUUUUCAUUUGUAA
This is a messenger RNA of Cebus imitator (Panamanian white-faced capuchin), 6157 nucleotides long. It is a transcript of the gene FAM204A, whose product is annotated as family with sequence similarity 204 member A. The transcript has 8 exons. The coding region runs from base 497 to 1231 and encodes 244 amino acids. NCBI's taxonomy places the organism in Eukaryota, Metazoa, Chordata, Mammalia, Primates, Cebidae. The record is from RefSeq and is a predicted model, not a curated record.